This is a messenger RNA of Lolium rigidum, 2355 nucleotides long. Its product is annotated as DEAD-box ATP-dependent RNA helicase 52C-like. NCBI's taxonomy places the organism in Eukaryota, Viridiplantae, Streptophyta, Magnoliopsida, Poales, Poaceae. Gene Ontology annotation, molecular function: RNA binding; RNA helicase activity; ATP binding. The record is from RefSeq and is a predicted model, not a curated record. Gene Ontology annotation, cellular component: nucleus.
CCGCGCCCGCCGCAUCCAACGGCCCCGCGCGCGCCGACCGCUCCUCCUACGUCCCUCCCCACCUCCGCAACCGCUCCUCCGCGGCGCCGCCUCCCGCGUCCUCCGCUCCACCCCCGCGCGCCGCGCCAGGCCUCCUCGGCCGCCCCGCUCCCGCCGCCGGGGGGAGGUUUGCGGCCAGCGGCCCCCCGCCUCGCAGGUGGGACCGGGAGCCCAACCCCUUCGGCAACGAGGAGGAGGCGGCGCCGGAGCCCGUGCCCUUCGACGAGCACCAGAACACCGGGAUCAACUUCGACGCCUACGAGGACAUCCCCGUCGAGACCAGCGGCCGGGAGGUGCCGCCAGCCGUCGGCACCUUCGCCGAGAUCGACCUCGGCGCCGCGCUCAACGACAACAUCCGCCGCUGCAAGUACGUGCGCCCCACCCCCGUGCAGCGCCACGCCAUCCCGAUCUCGCUCGCCGGCCGCGACCUCAUGGCCUGCGCGCAGACGGGGUCCGGGAAGACGGCCGCCUUCUGCUUCCCUAUCAUCAGCGGCAUCAUGCGGGGUCCGCCCGUGCAGCGGCCGCAGCGGAGCGGGAGCAGGACCGCCUGCCCGCUCGCUCUCAUACUCUCGCCCACAAGAGAGCUCUCCAUGCAGAUUCAUGAAGAGGCCAAGAAAUUUUCAUACCAGACUGGUGUCAGGGUAGUCGUUGCAUAUGGUGGGGCGCCUAUUACCCAGCAGUUGCGAGAUCUUGAGAGGGGUGUUGACAUUCUUGUGGCUACUCCUGGUCGUUUGGUUGAUUUACUGGAAAGGGCAAGAGUAUCCUUGCAGUCAAUCAGAUACCUUGCCCUUGAUGAGGCAGAUAGAAUGCUGGACAUGGGUUUUGAACCGCAAGUUAGGAGAAUUGUUGAGCAAAUGGACAUGCCCCCACGAGGUGUCAGGCAGACAUUGUUGUUUAGCGCUACAUUCCCAGGAGAAAUCCAGAGAAUGGCAUCUGACUUUCUGGAGAACUACAUAUUCCUGGCUGUUGGAAGAGUCGGGUCGAGUACUGAGUUGAUCGCCCAGAGAGUUGAGUUUGUACAGGAGGCAGAUAAAAGAAGUCACCUGAUGGACCUUCUCCAUGCACAGAGAGACAGUGCAGAUCAAGCAAAGCAAGCUCUCACACUUGUCUUCGUGGAAACCAAAAGGGGUGCAGACUCGCUGGAGAACUGGUUGUGUACGAAUGGAUUUCCAGCUACUUCUAUUCAUGGUGAUAGAAACCAGCAGGAAAGAGAAUAUGCUUUGAGAUCCUUCAAGAGUGGCCAGACUCCAAUUCUAGUUGCAACUGAUGUGGCGGCCAGGGGCCUUGACAUUCCUCAUGUUGCUCAUGUUGUGAACUUUGAUCUCCCCAACGAUAUCGAUGAUUACGUACACAGGAUUGGUAGGACAGGGAGGGCAGGAAAAAGCGGUCUUGCGACGGCUUUCUUCAAUGACAACAAUUCUUCAAUGGCGAAGUCUCUAGCUGACUUAAUGACAGAAUCUAAUCAGGAGGUACCUGCGUGGCUCAUUCGCUAUGCAGCUCGCCCAUCAUAUGGCAGCAGCAGUGGUGGAAGGAACAGGCGUGGUGGUGGAGGUGCGAGUCGCUUUGGUGGCCGGGACUUCCGGAAGGAGUCUUCAUCCUUUGGCAAGGGUGGUGGCGCCGACUAUGGAGGCAGCAGUGGUGGCUAUGGUGGCUCCUCUACAUAUGGGGGUGGUGGCUAUGGUGGUGCUGGGGCUCCCAGUGCCUGGGAUUAAUGUUGUAGUUGCUCUCUCGUAGGGUCUAUCAGGUUACUUUUUACUCUAGUUUCUCAUUAGAUAUACAUUUUUGGUAGGAGCUGAUAUACAGCGACAGUACGAGUGAACUGUGUCAUCCCCUCUUUCUUCUGGUUACUGCCGAGCUAGUCUUAUCUUACAGGUAUCCAUUAUGGAGUGUCUUGAGCACUUUCAAGCACACACGCACUAAGUUCCCCAGUUAGGCAUAGGAUUUCCAGAGGCUAAAAUUCCGGUGUUAGGGAUAUAAGAGCUGGUGUUGGUAGACUGACAUUUAGCAGUUGAUGUCGAGUUUCUGUCUUCGUGUUUCCAUGGUCCAUGUCUUUUUGGUCGUUGGCUGGUUAGAGCUUGCGAUGAGGGUGCUUUUGCGGCUUGAAUUUUGUCCGAGAUUUUAUUUUUGAUACCCAGGUGGUGCUUAGUCCUUUAUAUCCUGUUGUAAUGUAUAUACUGUGAGGUCAGGCUGGAACGAUAAAGUUAUCUAUCUUCUUUAGGAGGAAGAGAAGGGGUACAUUUUCUGAUGGUUUUGUUUCAACAAGAUAAAUGUUAUUGUGGAUUCGUUUUGGAAUUAUCCAAGGUUUCUCUGUUCUAA